UUGAAUUGUCCAAAACCAGACACCGAGGUGACGCUUUUGUCUGGUUCCUUUUUCCCACCAUCAAACAAAAGUAGUUUCCGCACAACAAAAAAGCAAGAGAGAGAGAGAGAAAAAACCACAUUGGGAGAAGGAAAUGGACGGUAACACUACUGAAGCGGAACGUUGGCUCACCAUAGCUGAGAAGCUAUUGGCGUCACGUGACUUGCACGGGGCUAGGACGUUGGCGAUCCGAGCACGGGAACUGGCUCCGGUGCCGGCUGACCAGAUACUGGCUGUGACCGACACUCUCAUGGCUGCGCAAUCAAACCCUCAAGAUUGGUACGGGAUAUUACAACUCGUGCCGUUAACUCAGUCUAUGGAAGUGGUGGCGGGUCAGUACAGGAAACUGGCUAUGUUCUUGAAUUAUGGGAAGAACGGUCUUUCUUUUGCAGAUCAGGCCUUUCGGUUGGUUUCUGAAGCUUGGAAUGUGUUGUCUAACCCUUCUAAGAAAGCCAUUUAUGAUAACGAGUUGAGGUUUCUUCAGUUUGGCCCGGUGAGUCAGUUCGGUCAACAGUAUCACCACCAUCAGCAGCAGCAGCAGCAUCAGCAACAACCGCAACUUCAGCAGCCGCAAACACAGGCGUUGUUUAUGCAACCGCCGCCGCCUCCGAAAGAGACGCAGACGCUGUUUAUGCAACAGCCACCGUCUGCGCCUCCGAAAGAGACGCAAACGCUGUUUAUGCAACCGCCGGCUCCUCCGCCUCCUAAGGAAACGCAGACGUUGUUUAUGCAGCCGCCGGCUCCUUCGCCUCCGAAGGAAACGCAAACGCUGUUUAUGCAACCACCGGCACCUCCGCCUCCGAAAGAAACGCAAACGCAAACGCUGUUUAUGCAACCACCGGCGCCUCCGCCUCCGAAAGAAACGCAAACGCAAACGCUGUUUAUGCAAUCGCCGCCGAAAGAAACGCAAACGCAAGUUACACAACCGCUAUUUGCGAUUAGAAGCCCUACGAAUAAUAAUAAAGAUGGAAAUGCUGCAUUAGAAGGGGGAGGGCAGUUGGGUUUAAAUAAUAAUCCGCCGGAGCCGACUCGCCCGGCUGAGUCAACUUGGGCAAGGCAGAUGAAUCAGACAGGUUUAGCUGGGCCGAGUCAGAUUAAUCAGUCAGGAUCAGUUAGUUCGAGCCACAUUAGUCGGCCAGAGCCUACACGGACAAGCCAGGUUAAUCGGCCGGAGCCUACGCAAUCGAGCCAGGUUAAUCAGCCCGAGCCAACCCGGACCAGCCAGGUUAAUCAGAUAGGAGUUGCUAGCUCGAGGGAAUUGAAUCGGACCGAGUCGAUUCGGACAGUUGAGAUUAAUCAGACAGCUCCGCCUCCUCCUCCUCCGGCGGAGAAUACUCGAACAUAUCCCAAUGGUGUGACUGGGAAGACCGAUUCCACUCGGCCUAGUCAAGCUACUGAGUCAGAGGGACCGACUUUCUGGACAGCUUGUCCGUACUGUUACGUUCUCUACGAGUAUCCCAGGGUGUACGAAGAUUGUACGCUGAGGUGUCAGACUAAGAGUUGCCGGCGAGCUUACCAUGCAGUUGUGAUACAGUCGCCGCCGGUGAACGGAAAGGACACUCAUUUCUACUGUUGGGGUUUUUUCCCAAUAGGGAUUUCGAGGAAUGGUAAGAAUAAGGGCGGUAAUUUCCCCGGUUGGUCCCCUAUUUCCAACAUGUUUGCUUGUCCCAUCGACAAGAUUGCUGGAAAACAAAAGACUGCCACAAAACCUGCUCCAAGAGUGUAUUACGAUGACAAUGAUGCAUACGUAGAGAUUCUUGAUUCAAGUGGACCUUCAGACGAGGAUGAUGACGACGACGAAUGGCAGAAAGAUGAGAGGAAGAAGAAGAAGGCAAAGAGUGCCAAAGGGAAAGGAUCUGCUGGGAGAAAACCUAAGAAACCACAGAGUGAGAGAGUGAAUAAAGGGAGCAACGAGCAAGUUAGUGAUAAUCACAGUGGGAAUUUAAACGGUGCUCCGAUAGCACCCGAGGGAAAGCCAACUGCUGAAUCAAGCAGAAGGGGGGUCGCAAAUAGUGGGAGGAAACAAAUGGUGAGAGGAGCAAAGAAUCUGGGGAAGUUGGAUUUGAAUGUGGAGUUCAGUAACGAAGUGGAAGAGCCGGUACCAAGGAGGAGUGAGGGGAACCAUGCUGGAUACGGUGAAGAGGAUAACAUGGAAGGGAACGGAUUUUUUGAGGGUCUUGAUGAGUUUUUAAGUAGCUUGCCUAUACUCUCAGCUGUUGGGGAUGAUAAAGUUAAGGCUACUUAGUGAAGUUAAAAGCUUGGUACAUAACCAUCAGACAUUUCGGGUUGAAGAUCGAAUAUCCACCCACCUUGUAAGUUCCCCCUCUUUUAGAAAAAGGGAAAGAUAAAAAGUGCCUGAUGGUGGAAAUAUGGUCCGAGAAAAGUUGAAUCGAGCUAUUUAGGUUGUUAGUAUUGCUUUUUUUUUUAGAAGAUUUCAAUAAAUAGGGGAUUCAUAGCAGAAGAAGCUUCAAUUGUUAGGGAUUCUCUAUGGAUCUAAUUAUCAAUGCCUUUGUGCUCUAAGCAUGACACACCAAAGGUUAUUUUCACUAUCGUUUAACUCUUUCCAUUCAAUGCAAUAUAUUAGCUUUAAUAUAUUCUUUUUUUAA
Molecule: messenger RNA, 2645 nt
Organism: Gossypium raimondii (Peruvian cotton)
Lineage: Eukaryota; Viridiplantae; Streptophyta; Magnoliopsida; Malvales; Malvaceae
Exons: 2
Coding region: 134-2284 (716 amino acids)
Source: RefSeq, a predicted model, not a curated record